Hordeum vulgare subsp. vulgare (domesticated barley) is the source of this 1629-nucleotide messenger RNA. RefSeq lists its product as uncharacterized. Bases 88 to 1515 code for a protein of 475 amino acids. The record is from RefSeq and is a predicted model, not a curated record. The transcript has a single exon. NCBI's taxonomy places the organism in Eukaryota, Viridiplantae, Streptophyta, Magnoliopsida, Poales, Poaceae.
UCAGAAGACUCCUCACUCAAGCAGCGGUCAGUCGCCGACUCCGCUCAGAUAGAAGGAAUCUCCUCAGAAAAAGGAGGAAAGGUAGCCAUGGCCUUCUCUGACACUGCAACACGGAGGCUCCUGCGCGGCGGUGUGGCUAAAGGAAUCGCCGCCGACGCCGUCGGCAUGAGCUUCGGCCUCGACGGCUUGUGGCAGCUCAUCGCCGGCCUGUUCGCGGGCGUGGUUCACCUGCUCGUUCUGCCGUUCCAGGUGCUCGGGCACUGGCUCCAGGCGGCCAUCGCCGCCGUGGCCCACCUGGUCCUCCUGCCGUUCGAGGCACUCUGGCACUUGCUGCAGUCCGCCGCCGCCGCCGUGACCUUCUGCUUUCACAGCCUCGUCGCUGCGCUCGGGAGCGUGGCCCACGCUCUGGUGGUGCCGUUCGAGGCGCUCUGGCACCUGCUGCAGUCCGCCGCGGCUGCCGUCGGCUUCUGCUUCGACAAGCUCGUCGCCGCGGUCGGGAGCGUGCCCCAUGCUCUGGCGGUGCCGUUCGAGGCGCUCUGGCACUUGCUGCAGUCCGCCGCCACUGGCGUCAGCUUAUGCUUCGGCAAUCUCAUCGCCGCGCUCGGUAGCGCGGCCCACGCUCUGGCGGUGCCGUUCGAAACGCUCUGGCAGUGGUUCCAGGCCGCCCCCGCAAGCAUCAGUUUCGGCUUCCAAGGUCUGUGGCAGCUCAUACAAGGCUGCUUCAUCAACCUCGUCGCCGCGCUCGGUAGCGCAGCCCACGCUUUGGUGGUGCCGUUCGAAACCCUCUGGCAGUGGCUCCAGGCCGCUGCCACCGGCGUCAGUUCCGGCUUCGACGGCUUCUGGGAGCACAUGCAGGGCAUCUUCGCCGACCUCCCCGCCGCGCUCGCCAGCGCUGCCCACAGCCUCGUCCUGUCGUUAGAGUCUUUCUGGCGGUGGGUGGAGAUCGCCGUCGCCGGCAUCAGCCUCGAUCUAGACGGCUUUUGGCCGCUCGUCCAGCGCUUCGUGGCCACGGCCGCGAGCAAGGCCCACGAGCUCGUCCCGGCCUUGGAGGCGUUCUGGCGGUGGCUCAAGGACGCCGCUCCCGUCGCGCUCCCUUACGUGCUGACCAUCGCCGCGGUUGGUUGCGUCGCGGCCCUGGUCUGGUACUGCGGGCAGAUCCUUUGCACCGCCGCCGUGGAGCUCGCGAGGGCGCUCGUUCAGGUCCUCUGCUCCUGUUGGCAGGCCCUGUGCAACGCCGGCGUGCAGGCCGCGCCGGCGCUCGGCCGGGUCCUCUGCUUCUGCCGGGACUGCUUGAUUGUCGUCGCCAUGUGGGUGGUGCAGUGCUGCACCAGGGUUACCAUGGUCGGCCCGGGCGCCGCCGGCGCGCUGAUAUCACGCCCUGCAUUCGCGGCGAACCCGCGGCUCUACUUCAAGAUCCUCCGUUUGGCUGGCCCCGUCGUGGCCGCUGCUGUCUUCAGUUCCAGCCCCGUCGCGUGGGUAGUCGGAGCGGUGGUCGGCAUCCUUUUCAGCCUCUGAUUAAGCCUAUGUAUUUCUCGUAAUUUGUCUUGCUUGACUGUUCCUUGUAAGAUUUCCAGAUCCUAUAUAUUUCCUCGGAUCAUCUGCCAACUGACGAUGUCCUCGUUAUGAUAA